Funneliformis geosporum is the source of this 1875-nucleotide messenger RNA. NCBI's taxonomy places the organism in Eukaryota, Fungi, Glomeromycota, Glomeromycetes, Glomerales, Glomeraceae. The record is from the annotation of a GenBank genome assembly.
AUGACGGAGCCUAAACCGACAUCAUCAAAUGCCGGAGAAGAUGUACUUCAGUUUCUCGAGACAUUAGAUACAUACUCUCAAACCGCGGAUGCUUCUAAUCCAACAACAGAAAGUCAAGUUACUGAUACCCAGUCAGUUCUUGAUUUUAUUGACCAGUUUUCAAAAAAUCAGAAUAAUAGUUCAAAGGGAGAUAGUCAAAGUAAUGUUUCAAUAAGUCAAGAAAAUUCGGUAGAACAGCCUAAAUCAUCAUCACAACCAUCAGAAAUAUCAGAUGGGAAUCAAGAAAUAAAGCAAAGUGGGACUUGGUCAUGGGGAGGUUUAAUAGCAUCGGCUUCUACAGCUUACAAGACUGCAAGUACUGUCGUUGAUACCUCUGUUAAAGGAGCAUUAGCUACAGUUGAAACAGUACGUACAAAUGAAGGAACUAAGAAAAUUGAAGAAAAAUUUCGUGGAAUACUAAAUAAGGAAGCAAUUGGAAAAAUAGGAUAUGACCUAAGAACUUUAGGUUUAAAUACCCUUACAACUGUUGUUAAUGCUGUAGUUCCCCCAAUUUCACAAUAUGAAAUAGUAGAAGUAUGGUUAACACAUGAUAUGGUAGGUUAUGUGGGAAUAGAAUCCCUUGUAUAUAGGUCGUUUAUGAAAGUAAUGGAACAAGUUGAGGGUGGAGAUAUAAAAGUGCGAAAAGCAAAUGAAUCAAUAAAGAGCGAUUCAGAAGAUGACUCAUGUCGAGAUUUAAAUAUUUGUGAAGGUUUUAUUGAAGCUGUAGGAAUUGCAAAGGCUAAUAUUGAACAAAGUAUCAAGAAACAUUAUAAACCACCUCCCUCAAUAAGCGAAAAGAUGGAUCAACGAGAGUUGUUAAGAGAUAUACCAACCACAACUUGUCCCGUUUUCAUGGCAAUUCAACCCACAAAAGCAAACCCUUACUCUUUACCAACAAAUAAUGAGAUCACAAUGGACUCCGAAAAUUAUCUAUAUUACGUUAUUGUUCUUACUGAUCCAACUCAUAAUCUAAACUUUAAGACUAUUUCCCAAGCAUUGCCUGCAAGUUGGAUAGAUAUUCCAUAUGAAGAAAAUGAAUGGGUGGAAGCAAAAAUGGUUUCUACGAUAAAAUUAGCUGUUCAAAUAAUAGCUCAAGAAUAUGUUUGGCAUCUGAGUGAAAUAACACCAGUAAAUCAUAAUACUCGCGUAUUUCGUUUAAAAUUUCCAAGUGCGUUAAAAGAACCAAUACCAAUUGCGUCUUGUAUCCACGUUAAAGAUGAUUCUACACAAAUAAUGAGGGAAUAUACACCAAUUAGUCCUAUCAAUGAAUUAAAUUUUCUUGAUUUAUUAAUAAAACGAUAUGAUAAUGGACAUAUGUCUAGAUUAAUUCAUAAUUUAAAAAUUGGGGAUAAAUUUGAAGCCAGAGGACCCAUUGUUACUUUACCGUAUGCACCUAAUAUGAAGAAACACAUUGGAAUGAUUUGUGGUGGAACCGGAAUAACUCCAAUGUAUCAGUUAAUCAAUUAUAUACUUCAAAAUCCAGAUGAUAGAACAAAAAUAUAUUUAAUUUACGCGAAUAUAACAAAAGAAGAUAUACUCCUUUAUAAUGACUUUAAAGAAUUAUCAAAAAAUCAUCCAAAGCAAUUAAAAAUUUACUAUACACUUGAUAAACCACCAAAAGAUGAGUUUUGGACGCAAGGUGUUGGUUAUGUAAGUGAGGAAAUGGUAAAAGAGAAUAUUCCUGCUCCAAAUGAGGAUGUUCUCGUAUUAGUUUGUGGACCCAGCGGGAUGAUGCGUAAAGUUAGUGGUGAAAAGGCAUCUAAUAUGUCUCAAGGACUUGUUGGUGGCAUAUUAAAAAAACUCGGAUAUACUCAAGAACAAGUCUUUAAAUUUUAA